AUGCGCGCGCGGUGUGGUAUUGCUAGCCGGCGACGGUCGAAGCAACGGCAACAAGGAGCAGUGGAAAAGCGGCGGACUGGGGAGCACGAGGUCAUAGGUUCGGUCCCCGUCCUCUGCAAAAUUUUUUUGCAAUCUUUCCUUUUUUUGGAUAAUUCCGUCUAACUGCUCCUUUCUUGAGUUUUGUAGCGUAGAAACAUGAGAAAAACUUUUUUUCAACCUUUAUAAACACCUGGACUUAUUUUUUUGUCAAAAAAAUUUUAUUCAUGAAAUUUUUUUCGUGAUUUUCCAUGUGUAUGAGCAUGGGUUGGAGUAUGAAAAUUUUCGAAAAAAAUUUUUUUUAAGUUUUUUCUGUUUCAAAAGUUGACUGGUCCAAGUAAUCAUGACUACGCUGUCAAAACUCACAGAAAAAAAUUUUUCAUGGUUUUUUCAGACCUCAACGCGCACAUACGGCUCUAUGAGAAUGAAAGAAAUGCAAGUUUUUUAAAGCUUUUUGCUGAAAAACUUUUGAAGCACUUUUUACUAGUGACUAAAUUUUACAACUAGAACCGUAAUCUCCUGAAUAAAUUCAUUACAAUGAUGUUAGUGAAAGUUUCCUUUCCAGUCAGACUUUGUCGAGAGUAAAAUUUCAAAAAAAAAAAAAAAUAUAACUUUUUAAGGCUUUACUUUUUCUUGAGCAUUGUCCUUCUUUUGCUUUCGGGACUAAAUUUUUUUCCGACAAAAGGCAAUCAUCGCGUAUAAAUCACUGCCACCUAAAAAGAUCUUUUUUUGGAAGUGGAAAAUUUUUGGAAAAAUUUUUUUCUGUGAGUUUUGACAGCGUAGUCAUGAUUACUUGGACCAGUCAACUUUUUGAAACAGAAAAAAACAAAAAAAUUUUUUUCGAAAAAUUUUCAUACUCCAACCCAUGCUCAUACACAUGGAAAAUCACGAAAAAUUUCAUGAAUAAAAUUUUUGACAAAAAUAAGUCCAGGUGUUUAUAAAGGUUGAAAAAGAAGUUUUCUCAUGUUUCUACGCUUCAAAACUCAAGAAAGGAGCAGUUAGACGGAAUUAUCCAAAAAAGGAAAGAUUGCAAAAAAAUUUUGCAGAGGACGGGGACCGAACCUAUGACCUCGUGCUCCCCAGUCCGCCGCUUUUCCACUGCUCCUUGUUGCCGUUGCUUCGACCGUCGCCGGCUAGCAAUACCACACCGCGCGCGCAUUCUCUUAUGUUCGGCGGGGCUUUGAAAGAUAAUAUCUGGGCUGCGAAAUUUUUUUGAGAAAAUUUCAAUGGUUUUUCGUGACCAAAGGGACAAGAUCUACAUACCCUACAAAAAUGAGCUCAAUCGGAGACACUGAAAUUUUCGACUUUUGAGGGUCCAUAACUUUUUUCACAGACGUAUUGGGCAACUUUUGAAAGCAGAUUUGGAAUCAGCGUGAAAAACUACAUCUAGUGAAAUUGGUCUCAUUCAGAAGUCUCACUGUGAGCUGAGACCAUUCCCUGGUCAGGGGGAGAACGGCAUGCCCGCGCUCAUCUAAAAAAAGAAACGGCAGACCUGCUCGCAUGCACCAGUUCAGAGAGCACGGUAAAAUUGGAGAGACCAGACUCGUGCGCUGGCCUGCGGUUACAUCCGCGCUGAUCUGCCGUUUUUUGUUGGAUUUGGCAUGCCAGCAGGUCCGCACACAGUGUGCAGAGCGAGAAGAGUACGACUCUGGUCUCUCCAAUUUUACCGUGCUUUCUAAACUUGUGCAUGCGCGCAGAUCUGCUGUUUUCCUUUUUCAGAUGCGCGCUGGCAUGCCGUUUUCCCGCUGAUUUUUUAUUACGCCAGCCUGACGUUUCGUGAAGUAUGGUGCUCAGGCUGUAAACACACCGAGACACACUAUCGCUAA
Molecule: messenger RNA, 1862 nt
Organism: Caenorhabditis auriculariae
Lineage: Eukaryota; Metazoa; Nematoda; Chromadorea; Rhabditida; Rhabditidae
Source: the annotation of a GenBank genome assembly